CCAUGAUUCUGAGCUCCACCCCGGAAGAUGGAGUCAGGAGGGCUCCACCCUGGCAGACGGGAGGUCUCUGCCUUGGAGUCAGGUGGAAGCCAGACUAGCUGUGUGCUAGUGGCCAGCUGUGUGCCCUAUUUUGGAAAGAGUCUGCAGGAGACAGACGGAAAUCGGUGUACUAGCCAGAAGGCUGAAUAUGGUUUGAUGGUGGAUACCCCUGCGUGGGAAGCAUUUUUUUUUAUGGAACUUUUUCUUUUAAAUAAACUUGGGCAAAAAGGCCCUUAAAGAAGCGAGUUGCUGUGUGCUUUAACAAGAAAAGCACUACCAUUUUGAAGCGAUUUCUCACAAUAUAUAUAUAU
Staurois parvus is the source of this 350-nucleotide messenger RNA. The record is from the annotation of a GenBank genome assembly. NCBI's taxonomy places the organism in Eukaryota, Metazoa, Chordata, Amphibia, Anura, Ranidae.